This is a messenger RNA of Polychytrium aggregatum, 426 nucleotides long. RefSeq lists its product as uncharacterized. The transcript has a single exon. The record is from RefSeq and is a predicted model, not a curated record. The coding region runs from base 117 to 377 and encodes 86 amino acids. NCBI's taxonomy places the organism in Eukaryota, Fungi, Chytridiomycota, Chytridiomycetes, Polychytriales.
UGGCGGUCGCUGCGGCAGCCACAUUCUCCUCCAACAUCACAGUUCCUACCAUCAACAACAUUAAGCCAGCUACUCAGAUCACUAUCCAAAUCCCUCGCAACGGAACGAGUGUUACGAUGUCCUCGGGUCCGACAUGGGGGUGCUAUUUGAUCUUUAUUGGUUGCUCGACUGAUACGGGAACUUCCUGUGUCUACCUAGCUUGCAAAACAGCGAACCCGGUAGGCUCGAAAUCAGUCACCAUUCAGCUGCUGGCGACACUGGGUUCGUUUAUACAAAUGACAUGGGCAAGCACUCAGCCCGUAUUCUAUUAUCAGACGGCAUUGGACACGACGAGCAACACGGAUGCCUAUGUGGUGCGAUGGCUCCCAUGGAUGUGAGGAGUCCACUCGAGCUCCAACUCCGCAAAAUGCGUAAAAAUCACAGUAA